CCCAAUGAUCAAUAUGUGUUUCUAAAUUCAAUCCGUCGAAACAGCCCCGAAAUAGGUUGUGCCUGCCUAGAUGACCGAUGAGCAGAAGCUGAGCACCUUCAUGAAGCGCCAUGGAGUGCGCAAGGAGGUGGCCCGUCGGUACCUGAGCGCCAACAACUGGUCCCUGGAAACGGCCACCUGCACCUUCGAGUCGGAGGCGGCGGCCAAGAAGGAGGAGUCCGAGCGGCCCUCCGAAUCCUCGCCAGCGGAGGGGAGCAACCGAGACCUACAGUCGCUGCUGAGCGAGCACUCCCGGCGGAGGGACGCCGACCAGGAUGGCUACCAGGCCGGCGGGUCGAACAGCUCGGGCUCCGAGCACGAGCCGCCGGUGGGAAAGCGGGUGAAUAUCGAGAACUCCACCCCGGCCAUCACGAACCACGACAGCGACCGGAGUCUGCGGGUCUGGGGUCAUGGCGUACGGCUCGGCAGCGCCCAUCCCAUCAACCCGCCGCCCAUGUCCGCGGCCGAGGACUCCGACGCGGAGCCCGCCGACGAGGAGCACACCAUGGUGGUGCUCCACCUCUGGUCGGAGGGGUUCUCCCUGGACGACGGCUCCCUGCGGCCGUACGCUGUUCCCGAGAACGAGCGCUUCCUGCGCGCCGUUCUGAGCGGGGACUUCCCCGAGGAAAUGCUCCGCGUGCCCGGGGUCCAGCUAAGCGUCCAGGACCACACCAACGAACCCUUCCGCCAUCUGUCCAGGAAGCAGUUCAUGGGCCCAGGCAGACCCCUGAACAGCCCGCCCUCCCGGAUCCUGGUGGCUGGACCCAUCCCAUUGGAGCCCCAGACCAUUCAGCUCAACGAACACGUCGCCAUAACCACGGUGCAGCUGAGACUGGCGGAUGGAAGCCGGGUGUCGGGUCGCUUCAACCUUACCCACAACAUCGGAGACCUCUACCGAUAUGCCCGGCUGGCCAGGCCCGAGUUCUCCACUCGGAACUUCGUCCUGCUGACCGCCUUCCCGCGACAGGAACUCCUUGAAUCGGACACCCGAACCUUGGUGCAGGCCAAUCUCUGCAACGUGGUGGUCAUCCAGCACUUGAGCGACGAGCAGUCGGAACCGCUGUCCAGCGACUCUGAGCCAAUUGUGAAAUAAAUGCUAUUGGAAUUGACAAAAA
Drosophila ficusphila is the source of this 1154-nucleotide messenger RNA. RefSeq names its product UBX domain-containing protein 2B. The transcript has a single exon. Gene Ontology annotation, biological process: proteasome-mediated ubiquitin-dependent protein catabolic process; nuclear membrane reassembly; Golgi organization. The record is from RefSeq and is a predicted model, not a curated record. NCBI's taxonomy places the organism in Eukaryota, Metazoa, Arthropoda, Insecta, Diptera, Drosophilidae. Gene Ontology annotation, molecular function: ubiquitin binding. Bases 71 to 1132 code for a protein of 353 amino acids. Gene Ontology annotation, cellular component: nucleus; cytosol.